AAUCAAUAUAUAUAGAGAGAGAGAGAGAGAAGGGCAUGUUCAAGAAUUGGGGGGUUUCAGUGUAUUGCUUGCCUUGUAAUUCAUUUCAAUUCCAAGUUGGCAAAUGCUGGGGGAAAUCUUUGGAUGAAAUCUGGUCAGAUCUUGCUUUAUGGGGUGUGGAUUUUUGGUGGGGACUUAAGUUUUCAAUACAUACCCUUUCUCUCUCUAACUCUUUCUCUAUAAUCUUCAAACCAAAGAGAAAAUCAUUACAGCUAGCCCCUUCUUCUUCUUCUUCUCCCUACCAAAUUCUCUACAGCUUCAAAAACCCUAAUCUUGUUUCUUAAAUUAUACAAAGACUUGAAGAAAUGGGGAUGGCUGCAACUGAAGCACAAUUCCAUGUAUUGGCAGUUGAUGAUAGUCUUAUUGACAGAAAACUCAUCGAGAGGCUUCUCAAGACAUCUUCCUACCAAGUGACUACAGUAGAUUCUGGUAGCAAAGCUUUGGAAUUUCUUGCCCAGAGAUGUGAAUCAAAUGAUGCAUUUGUUUCUCCAACUAACAAUAAUCAUCAUGAAGUCGAAGUGAAUCUUGUCAUUACAGAUUACUGUAUGCCUGGAAUGACAGGCUAUGACUUGCUCAAGAAAAUGAAGGAAUCCUCAAUCCUUAAAAACAUUCCAGUGGUGAUUAUGUCAUCGGAGAAUGUCCCAUCAAGAAUCAACAGAUGCUUGCAAGAAGGGGCUGAGGAAUUCUUCCUUAAGCCUGUAAGGUUGUCAGAUGUCAACAAAUUAAGACCCCAUAUGGUAAAAGCCACCAAAUGCAAUUCUAUUAUCGACACUAAUUUUCAAAAGCCUGCUGGAGAAGAUGAACAGCUACAGUUACAGUUACAGUCACAGUCACACCCCACAUCACAGUCCAAUAAUAAAAGAAAACAGCAGCCCCUCGAUGGUGGAGGAGGAGAGCUGUCACCCCAGAGAAGAACUAGGGCAAGAUACAGUGACCUCACAGUCCUGUCAAGUUAAAAUUAUAUAUAUAUAUAUAUUGUAUAACCUGUUUUUCUUAAACUUUUUAUGGGUGGUGGUUGUAAGGGUUAAUACAUGAAAGGAUUUUGUACAGGGUAAAAAAGAUGAUGAUGAUAUUUGUACACACAGUAAAUUACAGUGAUGCCCAAUUUUGUAUUA
Andrographis paniculata is the source of this 1154-nucleotide messenger RNA. RefSeq names its product two-component response regulator ORR9-like. The transcript has 5 exons. Lineage: Eukaryota; Viridiplantae; Streptophyta; Magnoliopsida; Lamiales; Acanthaceae. Gene Ontology annotation, biological process: cytokinin-activated signaling pathway; phosphorelay signal transduction system. Bases 345 to 995 code for a protein of 216 amino acids. The record is from RefSeq and is a predicted model, not a curated record.